Molecule: messenger RNA, 1218 nt
Organism: Schistocerca cancellata (South American locust)
Lineage: Eukaryota; Metazoa; Arthropoda; Insecta; Orthoptera; Acrididae
Product: trichohyalin-like
Exons: 1
Source: RefSeq, a predicted model, not a curated record
GAGAGAGAGAGAGAGAGAGAGGAAAGGAAGAGAGAGAGAGAGAGAGAGAGGAAAGGAAGAGAGAGAGAGAGAGAGAGAGAGAGAGAGAGAGAGAGAGAGAGAGAGAGAGAGAGAGAGAGAGAGAGAGAGAGGAAAGGAAGAGAGAGAGAGAGAGAGAGAGAGAGAGGAAAGGAAGAGAGAGAGAGAGAGAGAGAGAGAGAGAGGAAAGGAAGAGAGAGAGAGAGAGAGAGAGAGAGAGAGGAAAGGAAGAGAGAGAGAGAGAGAGAGAGAGAGAGAGGAAAGGAAGAGAGAGAGAGAGAGGAAAGGAAAAGACAGGAAAGGAAAAGAGAGGAAAGGAAAAGAGAGGAAAGGAAAAGAGAGGAAAGGAAAAGAGAGGAAAGGAAAAGAGAGGAAAGGAAAAGAGAGGAAAGGAAAAGAGAGGAAAGGAAAAGAGAGGAAAGGAAAAGAGAGGAAAGGAAAAGAGAGGAAAGGAAAAGAGAGGAAAGGAAAAGAGAGGAAAGGAAAAGAGAGGAAAGGAAAAGAGAGGAAAGGAAAAGAGAGGAAAGGAAAAGAGAGGAAAGGAAAAGAGAGGAAAGGAAAAGAGAGGAAAGGAAAAGAGAGGAAAGGAAAAGAGAGGAAAGGAAAAGAGAGGAAAGGAAAAGAGAGGAAAGGAAAAGAGAGGAAAGGAAAAGAGAGGAAAGGAAAAGAGAGGAAAGGAAAAGAGAGGAAAGGAAAAGAGAGGAAAGGAAAAGAGAGGAAAGGAAAAGAGAGGAAAGGAAAAGAGAGGAAAGGAAAAGAGAGGAAAGGAAAAGAGAGGAAAGGAAAAGAGAGGAAAGGAAAAGAGAGGAAAGGAAAAGAGAGGAAAGGAAAAGAGAGGAAAGGAAAAGAGAGGAAAGGAAAAGAGAGGAAAGGAAAAGAGAGGAAAGGAAAAGAGAGGAAAGGAAAAGAGAGGAAAGGAAGAGAGAGGAAAGGAAGAGAGAGGAAAGGAAGAGAGAGGAAAGGAAGAGAGAGGAAAGGAAGAGAGAGGAAAGGAAGAGAGAGGAAAGGAAGAGAGAGGAAAGGAAGAGAGAGGAAAGGAAGAGAGAGGAAAGGAAGAGAGAGGAAAGGAAGAGAGAGGAAAGGAAGAGAGAGGAAAGGAAGAGAGAGGAAAGGAAGAGAGAGGAAAGGAAGAGAGAGGAAAGGAAGAGAGAGGAAAGGAAGAGAGAGGAAAGGAAGAGAGAGGAAAGGAAGAGAGAGGAA